GGUUGGAAACCAGCAGGAAGAGAGGAAAAGCGCUUGUCUCGUGAGAUCUGUCAAGUUCAGACAAGUCAAGUCAGUAAACGUGCAGCUGCAACGCACCAUCCCUCCAAUCCACCAACCAUACUGCGCCCGCUGCUGUGUAGCUGUCUGUGGGGCUGUGGCCGAGUCAGGACAAAUUUGCGAGCGAGUCUGACUCGUUUGAAGAAGAGUCACAUACCCCAAAGUUUCCGGAAAUACAGCGCAGAGGGCAUCGGUGUGAGGAUGGCUGCGUACAAACUGGUCCUGAUCCGCCAUGGAGAGAGCCGCUGGAACCAGGAGAACCGCUUCUGCGGAUGGUUCGACGCGGAUCUGAGUGAGACCGGGGAGCAGGAGGCGAAGAGAGGAGGACAGGCUUUGAAAGAUGCUGGCUAUGAAUUUGAUAUUUGCUACACCUCUGUGCUAAAGAGGGCCAUCCGCACCCUGUGGUUUGUUCUGGAUGGCAUCGACCAGAUGUGGCUGCCCGUCCACCGGACCUGGCGCCUCAAUGAGCGCCACUACGGCGGCCUGACCGGGCUGAACAAGGCUGAAACAGCAGCUAAACACGGAGAGGCCCAGGUCAAGAUCUGGAGACGCUCUUUUGACACCCCACCCCCACCCAUGGAUGAGGAGCAUGACUUCUAUCAGAGCAUAAGCAAGGAUCGGCGUUAUGCUGACCUGACAGAUGAUCAGCUUCCAACCUGUGAGAGCCUGAAGGACACCAUUGCUAGAGCGCUGCCCUUCUGGAACGACGAGAUUGUUCCACAGAUCAAAGACGGAAAGAGGGUGCUGAUUGCUGCCCAUGGCAACAGUCUCCGUGGCAUCGUCAAGCAUCUUGAGGGUAUGUCAGAGGAGGCCAUCAUGGAGCUGAACCUGCCCACAGGCAUCCCCAUUGUGUACGAGCUGGACAAAAACCUGAAGCCUUUAGGACCCAUGCAGUUUCUGGGAGACGAGGAGACCGUAAAUAAGGCUAUGGCAGCUGUGGCUGCUCAGGGCAAGGCCAAGUAAUAACCUCCUCUAGAGUAGAGAUCAAUCAUGCUGUUCAGUUAUCAAGGUCAUUCAUUUUCAGUCUCUUCACAGACUUGCACACAUUCACACACACAAUGUGCACUUUAUUUUAAUAUGAUGCAGCUGUAACACAAACAUACAAUCUAGUGUUUGAUUUGAUUGCUCUAUACUUUGAUAUUCCAAGGUAUUGAAACAUAGAUUAUCAACUGUAAUAUGAUUUAUGCACUUACCAAAAUGCAAAUUAGGGACCAGUGAAUAGGAGCAAACCUACACUAACCUUGCAGUGUCGCCCCAAGUAUUCCAGUUUACAAUCUGUGUAGUUGAAGUUGAAUGGGAAUAGUAUAACCUAAGAAGUAACACUGGGCAAGUUGAUAUGCACUGCACUACUGAUUUUUGUUUGCUGUGGCAUUGUGAGAAAAAGAAUAAAUGUUGUGAGCCCUUA
Messenger RNA from Scomber scombrus (Atlantic mackerel), 1462 nucleotides. It is a transcript of the gene pgam1b, whose product is annotated as phosphoglycerate mutase 1b. Gene Ontology annotation, molecular function: intramolecular phosphotransferase activity. The record is from RefSeq and is a predicted model, not a curated record. Bases 259 to 1020 code for a protein of 253 amino acids. NCBI's taxonomy places the organism in Eukaryota, Metazoa, Chordata, Actinopteri, Scombriformes, Scombridae. The transcript is spliced from 4 exons. Gene Ontology annotation, biological process: glycolytic process.